AUGUCCUUCACUGAAGCCUUUGAUCCCAACGCUUCGAGUGCAAUUGUUCGCAAUGUCUUCGUAGGUGAUGUUCUGGGACCUCCUUUCCAGGCAGCCUUAGAUAAGGCAUUGGAACAGCUGUGGAAGCAUGGCCACAUUCCCACGUCUACACAAAAGGUUUUGGUCGAGGGAUUGCGUGUGUUCAUUUCGUCUGUUUCUAGAAUAGCCGCUGGACGUGCCAAACAAUUGUUCGACGAGGAUCAUGAGAUCGCUCAGCUAAUAAGACAGCAUGGCCUCUUCGAGGAACUCCCCGUCGAUGAUAUCUCCGACAGUUUCUCCAGCUUCAAGAAAAUCGAUUUGAGCAAGGGGUUCACCGACCCAUUCUCACAGGUGGAUGAUUUGAGUGAUGUGACUGCCUUUCCGUCUGAUACACCUUUGUCCUCUGAGCCGUCUGAAAAGAAGGAUCAGUCGUUCAAACCGGCCCCAAAAAUAAAAGAUGGAGAUGAUUUCUCGAUUGUGGCUUCCGUCAUGGCUGUUUACGCUCAGGUUUUUAGAGAGGUGACUACCAUCUUCGACAACAAUAAAGUCGACAUUCUUCCUCUCUUAUUCCUGGAUAACAGAGAUGAGUCCAAUUUUGGUGAAGAACACUUCCAUGUCUUUCUUGCCUACUUAAACGUGUUCUAUUGUGAGAUUCUUGAUCAGAAUGACCGCUCUCGUUUCGGCCAUAUUGACUCUUCUGUUCUGCUCAUGUACGACAUCGUAGCUACUCUAGUUCGUCUCAUGGCAGUCGAGCGCUACGUAAGCUCUCAACAGGGAGCUAAGGCAAAAGCAUUAUUCAGACUCUUCUACAAAACUGAUUUCUCGGCUACUCUCGAAGCUGUCAUUGCGACAACUACGCCAUUGAAUUGGCAAGGCUAUCUGGCUGAGGAUCUACUGAAAUGCAGCCAUAAUGAUAACACUUUACUGAUUCCUCAAAUAGAGUACAAGACGCUUUUGAGGCUAUAUGCUCUAUUCUCGAUCUUUUCGAGCUGUCCUGCCACCAUUCACACUCAACAGAAGGAUUUGUAUAUUCUCGACAUGAGCGGUGGAAACGAACAGAGUUCUAAUCCAUACAAAGACUGUGUAAACAGGCUGGAUUUCUCUCAAAUUAUCACGGUAAACACGCUUCGUUCACGGUUUAUUCCAAUUUUGUCAGCUCUAUUCACAGUUCUAUACCAGUAUCAGCCUGAUUUGCUACUGGCAAGCAUGAAUCAUUCUUCUUUCUUUGGAUGGAUCACUGGCCAUUCUUUUGCUCCAGAUCUGUAUGUGUCCAUUGAUACAGUUGCGGAAUACACUGACAUGGAGGAACGCCUCAAAAUAACUAAGUUUCCUUUCUUCGAUACCUCCGACUCUAGACUUGAGAGAGGAACUCCUAAGGAGGUACAGAAGGUGAUUUGCAAAAAGAUAUAUGAGCUUCCCUCAUUUUUGAUUCUAUCGCUCACAAUGUAUGAUCUCAUGAGAAAUAAGUCGUUUCUUGAAUAUUUGACAGCUCCAGAGUCAUCCUCCAAGAUUCCGCUACUUGAUUUGUGGCUCUCUGUCUCAUCCUACAUAAGUCAGCACCAAAAGGGUUCCCAUUUCGGCAGAUACGGCGUCAAAGCAUUUCUUUUCGCUCUACUCAAAUUGACUUCUAAAAACUCACUGGCAUUGGCUAAUUUGAAAACUCGUCAAAUCAAUGAAAACGUUUGGAAGCUUUGCCAUCAAAAGGCACCAUUUGUAAGUUUAAGUGCGAAUGGGCCCAAGGUCUCUGCUUUAUUAUACUGCGUGGAUGUGCUUCAGGUGACUUUGAGAUUCAACAUAGCAAAGAACUUUAAUUUGGACAACGCAAAAUUAGCUUUGACAGCCAUGUAUCAAAUUUUGAAGGAAUGUGAAGUUCGUCCUUUCGAGGAUUUGAUCAAUCAUCAAUGGAAUGAGGUUUAUAAUACUCUUGUCCAUUUCCUUCUCUUUGUCGGAAAAAAUCGCAAUAAUGAGGAUGUGAAGUACGUAGUCGAGGAAGUAUUUGCAAUCUUCGAGCUUAUUCUCAGUCCCUCCUUUGCAAAAAUCAUUGAAAAGUCGCCGGACUAUUACAUUGUGGGAAGUCACGAUAUCAAGUCCAUGAACUAUGAUUUGUACUAUAUCUUGUUGCAUGAGUACCGUCCAAUUUUGAGUCUCUUUGAAAAGUUUAUCAUUGAUGAGUCUAACUUCAAGAGAACGCGAAGUGCAUUUGAUAGGCUUGCCAAAGAAUUUAAUUUGAACAAUAGCAAGGAAAUCGAUGAGAGUGUGGUAGUACCAACAUUAAACAGACUCUCACUUCUUAGCGAUGAUGUUGCUGAAGACACUAAUUUGGACUUAUCAAAGUUUAAUUACGCGGAAACUUUCAAAUUUUUGAAAGAAUCGGACACUGGAUGUUUUGAGGAAGAGGCAGAAUUUAUUGAUUUGCUCAUUCAUCUAUUUAGUAAAAGAUGA
Messenger RNA from Australozyma saopauloensis, 2460 nucleotides. RefSeq lists its product as uncharacterized. The transcript has a single exon. The coding region runs from base 1 to 2460 and encodes 819 amino acids. Lineage: Eukaryota; Fungi; Ascomycota; Pichiomycetes; Serinales; Metschnikowiaceae. The record is from RefSeq and is a predicted model, not a curated record.